ACGCCAUUGUUUGUUGCUACGUGGACCGGAAGUAGAAGCGUCGCUACUCGCCAGCUCUGGACUUGUGAGCUAACUCCAAAACAAAACCGGAGGAGAGAGUUCACAGCUCAACGCUGAGCAGGAUGUCGGAAUGACACGGCGUUGUUUUGUCUGAUUCUGUCCGACAGAGGUUUUGGGCACUAAUCGGACUGAUAUUUGAUGGCGAAAAUCCGACUGUGUCGAGUUUGUUGGCCGAAGAGCGGCCUAGCAUGCUAACAGUGACGCGUUAGCCGCUUAGCUUAACGUGACAGUCUGCUCUAACUUCAGCUUUGUGCGACGUAAGUGAGGAUUAUGUUGUUAAAUACCAUUUUCUGCUGAUAAGCCGCGAGUAAAAUGAGUUGGUUCAACGCGUCCCAGUUGUCCAGUUUCGCUAAACAGGCUCUGAGCACCGCACAGAAAUCCAUCGACCGAGUUCUGGAUAUACAAGAAGAGGAUCAGUGGGGCGACGCCAUCACACCUAGUCUAGACGAUGUACAGAACAAGCCAGUGUCCACAGGAUGGGGUAUGAACCAGUGGGAUUCUCCUUCAGAAGAAUGCCCGACGACCCUCACGCCUUCAUCCGAGGCCAUCACCAAGCCCGUCACUCGCACCGUGGUGGAUGAAACCGAGAGUUUCUUCAGUGCCUUCUUGUCUCCUGUAGACGGGCAGCCGGUCAAGAAGACUCCGGUGGUGUCCGUGGCGCCGACCAAAUCCUACCGCCGGCCGCAGGAGAAAUCGGAAAAAGAGACGCAGCCCGCUGCCGAGGAUGACGUCGACUCUUCCACGCUUUCUCAGGAAGAUCUGAACAAACAAAGCAGCGUACAAGUAGCGGAAACCCAGCCAGAGGAGGUGAAGCCAAAAGAAGAAGCGUCUGUUCUGGAGUCUGUACUGGAGCAAACGGAAGAAACGGAAGACGCUGAGAGCAAAACAGAGGCACAGGAUUCCACUUCGAGUCCACAAAUCCCAAAGGUGGACGUGCCUACGGAGCCUGAACGUGUAGGAAAAGUCGAGAGCUGUGUUUCCGCCGAACUUAAGAGCCCGGAGAAAGACUCUCCCAAAGACACAUUGUUGGAAUCCAAAGACGCUAAAGCAGAAGACAGGCAGAGUGACACUCCAUCUCCUCCUGUGAGCGCCUUCUCAUCCGGUACCUCCACCACCAGUGACAUCGAGGUUCUGGACCACGAGAGCGUCAUCAGCGAGAGUUCAGGCAGCUCCAGGCAAGAGACGGCUGAGGCUAAAGCGGGGCUGCACCUCAUGCAGGGCUCUUUCCAGCUCCUCUCCGCUUCGACGUGCAGCGAUUUCCAGCGCCUGGAUGACUACCCGAAGCUGACGGAGAGCUGCGGGUCCUCGUCUGACGCUUUCGAGCGCAUCGACUCGUUCAGCAUGCACUCUCUGGACAGCCGCAGCGUCAGCGAAGUCAACUCGGACGACGAGAUCCCCGGCAGCCGCACUCUGGCAUCCGUUACCGCCGGAACCAGCCCGCUCCCGGCUCUCCCGGCGCCGCUGACCACUCAGGAGCAGGAAGACGCAGAGGGAGGGACAACCGACUGUGUAAAGGACCAAUCGAUGGACGAGAUGGAGGAGAGCGGGCGCAGCGCAACUCCGGUGAACUCCGAACACCCAGAAGAUCUGCCGGAGGAGGAGCAGGAAUCCGGGUCAUGUCUCUUGCUGUCUAAUGAAAGAACUGAACCUGAAGAGUCACAUGACUCUGUGACAUCACCCAUAACUGAGGAGCAGAAAGGAGCCUCCACCUGCCAGCUCCUGGAACUACAGAAGAUUGUUGACGAGCUCACAGGCAGGCUGGAGAAACGAGAAGCCCAGCUGCUAGCUGUUAGCAAAGACAAGGCUCGUCUGGAGGAAGAGUGUGAUAACCUCAAAGAUGAGAUGAUCAGUCUGAAGGAGGAGAGCUCCAGCGUGCAGUCCCUCAAAGACGAGUUCACGCAGCGCAUCGCUGACACGGAGAGGAAAGCUCAGCUCGCCUGCAAGGAGCGGGACAUCGCCAAGAAGGAAAUCAAGGGUCUUCGAGAAGAGCUGUCGACCAGGUUCAACUCCACCGAAACCCUGGAGCUGAUCAGAGAGAAGGAGGAACAGAUCAAAGGCCUUCUAGAAGAGGGCGAGAAACUGUCCAAGCAGCAGCUGCAGCACUCCAACAUCAUCAAGAAGCUGAGGGCCAAAGAGAAGGAGAGCGACACGAUGAUCUCCAAGCAGUCCAAGAAACUCAAAGAGCAAGAGGACGAACUCCAACAGCUGCAGCAGGUUCUGGAUGCGAAGGAGGAGAUUGAGAAGCAGCAUAGAGAGAGCAUUAAGAAGCUGAACUCUGCCUUGGAGCGUCAGGAGAAGGAACUGAGCAGGUUGCAGACUGAAAAUGAGGAGGUGCAGGAGAAGAACCGGAGCCUGCAGGCCGCCCUGGACGCCUCUUACAAGGAGCUUGCCGAGCUGCACAAAUCCAAUGCUACGAAGGCCAGCGAGGCACAGGAGCUGGCGCUCUGCCGCGAGGUCCAGGCUAAGGAGGAGCUCAGUCUGGCAUUGGACAAAGCCCAGGAAGAGGCCCGCCUUCAGCAGGAGGCGCUGGCCAAUCAGGUGGCAGAUUUGAGGAUGGCUCUGCAGAGAGCUGAGCAGCAGCAGGCCAGGAAGGAGGACUACCUACGAGAGGAGAUCAGCGAACUUCAGCAGAGGUUGCAGGGGGCGGAGAACAGAAACCAGGAACUAAGUCAGAGCGUUACCUCGGCGACGAGGCCCCUCCUCAGGCAGAUUGAAAAUCUGCAGUCUACUCUCGGGUCUCAGACGGCAUCCUGGGAAAAACUGGAGAAGAACAUCUCGGACCGCUUAGCUGAGGCUCAGGCCCAGCUCGCUGUCGCGGUAGAGAAGGAGCGCUCUGCGACAGAGGAAAUGCAUGCCAUCAAGGCUCAGCUGGCUUCUCUGGAGUCCCAGAAUUCCUCACUGCGGCAGGAGAAGGGACGGCUGCAGGGGCAGUUGGACGUGGAGAAGACACGGCGUGAGAAGCUGGAGAACGACAGCAGCAGGGAGCGUGUUGAACUGGAGAAUCUGAAAGGCGAGUACACUCGAGCUCUGGAAGACGCCAAAAAGGAGAAGCUGCUGUUAACAAACCAGCUUGAGAUGGAGAAAGUGAAGGUGGAGCAGGAGAAGAAGAAAUGCUACCUUGCACAAGAGGCCUUGAAGGAAAAGGAGCGGAAGGCGCUGAGUACAUCACUGAGCGAGCCUCCGGCGUCCUCCACUCCAUCACUCUCUCGCUCCAGCUCCGUCAGUGGGGGGGAUCACAGCGGCAUACACACCUCCAUGCUCUCCCACCAGGAGGACUGUCCGGAUCACUCGUUCGCCUCCGUGACCCUCGGUGGGAGCAGCCUGUACGAGGCGGCGCGUCUCAGCGGAGGCUCCAGCAUCGUCGAGAACCUGCAAUCACAGCUCAAACUGCGGGAGGGGGAAAUCACACAGCUCCAGGUGGAGAUCUCAAAUCUAGAGCGGAGUCGCUCGGCGAUGGCGGAAGAACUGGUGCGGCUGACUAAUCAGAACGAUGAGCUGGAGGCCAAAGUGAAGGAGAUCCCCAGGCUCAGAGUGCAGCUCAAGGACCUGGAGCAGAGACACAACACCAUCCUGCAGAUGUAUGGCGAGAAAGCGGAAGAGGCCGAGGAGUUGCGGCUCGACCUGGAGGACGUCAAGAACAUGUACAAGACCCAAAUCGACGAGCUGCUCAAGAACCAGAAAUAACAUCGGUCGUUUUCUUCGCACGCAAGCACACGGUCUUGCUGACGGACGUCGAAGUGCAUUUACUGUAAACGGACAAAGUCGGUUAUAGUGCAGGAAAGCAGAAGCUUUGUGGUGUGUAAGAGACUUCGUUCAUAUGUAUAUUUUAUCUCAUUUGUGCUCUGUAUUUUCCUGAUCAGCUGUAUAAUCUGUAGUUAUUUAUGGGGUUGUGGGAGCAGACGUCUUAAAUCUGAUUUUUUUUUUCCCCCCUCAAAGAUCAUUAGCAGAUUUGAAACAGACAAGCGCUUGUCUCUUAGUGUGGACCUCGACCUGAUGUACUUUUAAGAUAACGUCAUUUAAGCCUUUAGAUAGCCUUUAACUGUCAUAAAAGCCUUGCAUCUCUCAUUUAAUUACACCAAUAUUAAGGAGCGGUUUGUUAUUUUCAAUGCGUUGCAAUAGAAAUGAAAUAUUGACAAACCUUCACUUUAUCCAACCAUACAUACAUAUGUAUGUAUGCCCCAUGUGGAAGAAUUAAAUCAGGAUUCUGUUUGCUGGGGGUGAAGCUAUUUUUCUGGGCCAGAAAACUCUAAAACAGAAGCCUUAGAUAAAUAAUCUAGCCAGACUCUUCACGUGACAGUAAUGCUAAUCUCAGUUUUUUGACGAUGUCUGUAAGUUGUGUGAUUAUUACAUGUCUAGAAACACUUUCAGAAUUACAUAUUGCACCUUUAAACAUUUCUGCUCACACACCCUUCAGUAAUUGUCAGUUCAUUGCAAGCGAUGAAGAAACACUGGCAGUCUGUAAAGAGUGUAAAGAAACAGUACAUAUAUAUAUAUAUAUAUAUAUAUAUUUCUUUUUGAAAGCAGGCUAUGCUACCUUAAAAUAAAUAUAGUCAUAACACUCGUGAAGUAAAAAUUACUCUCUCGUUAAUACCUGCCUAUGUAAUUAUCACUAUUUUGAAGAAACGAAGCUCUGAGUGGAGUUAACUGUCAGAUGGGGUAGAUUGGAUAAGGUUAGCGCUUGCUAAACUCUUUCAUUGCGUUCAUGAUUUAAAAAAAACAUGAUGGAAAAUCAUCUCCAUCAUCAACUCUGUCAUCAGAAAGCAGGGUCCGUGGGUUAGCAAACUCCGAGAAUCAUCUCGCAUUGAACUUAUUGGCUUUCUAGAGCAACGCAGAUAACGGAACAGGAAAAGAGUAACAAAAAGCGACUCAGUGAAGUAUUGGACCACCACAAGCCGAGCCACCAGAAUAGCUUCAGUGCACCGUGGCAUCACUUCUACACUUCUCUGGACCUGUAAUGGAGCACCUUGUUUCUAAAAGAUAUAUCCCUCAUUUGGUUUGAUUUUGGUGUCUAAUACAUCACUUCAACAUCUCUCACUAGUGUUCAUUCAGGAGUGUGGAGGCCAAAGCAUCUGCUUUACAUCAUGAUACAUCAUCAAAUCGUUCGGUGAGCCCUCUUGCCCACUUGGAAGUGACCACGCCCAUCAGGAGAGAAACGUUUCAUCACAGAAGAACUAAGGGAGCUCAAACCAUGCCAACAAAAUAAAUAAACGCCGUCUACGUCAUAACAGCUACCCAUUUUUCUUUUAAUUUGUAUAUAAUAUUUUAAAUUCAACCCUUACAUAGGCCUGUGUUAAUAGUCAUGGAUAAGGAUCCACUUUUUGUGUAAAUGUGUAAAUAAAAGGAUUAUUGCCCUCGUUA
Molecule: messenger RNA, 5418 nt
Organism: Ictalurus punctatus (channel catfish)
Lineage: Eukaryota; Metazoa; Chordata; Actinopteri; Siluriformes; Ictaluridae
Gene: tmf1
Product: TATA element modulatory factor 1
Exons: 17
Coding region: 373-3744 (1123 amino acids)
Cellular component (GO): Golgi apparatus; endoplasmic reticulum
Source: RefSeq, a predicted model, not a curated record